GUACUGUUUUAGUUACUGCCCACCCCAAUUGGGCCCAAAGGCCCGAACUUCCGGAAAGAAGAUUCACUUCAAAAAUAUCAAAUUUAGUUUAGAGUGCAUCAUAUUGUUGUAAAUAGAACUAACAGACAAAAUCAAAGCAAUGUCCGAGUACGACAAGGUCCGUAUCGGGAAGCUCGUUCUGAAGGGGGAGAAACCAAAGUCAAAGAAGCGUAAACACAAGAAACAAGACAAGCAAGAUAUAGCAAAAAACGUUCAGGAUAAUGACGCUGUACUUCACGGAGGCUGGUGGAAGGCAAAGUCUGUCUCUGAGAUAAGUGGGACGGUUGCUAUUGAAUUUGGUAAUUCAUGUUACGUAAAAGCUCUGGAUAAUGGAUUAUUUACUUUGGGUGGACCUCACAAUGAUGGAGAAGGUCCAUUGCCAGAAGAGAUUCUGACUGCAUUUCCUGUUAACGAAACUAAGAUAGCUCUGAAAUCUGGCUAUGGCAAAUACCUCGGCGUUGAUAAAAAAGGCACCGUUAUUGGCAGAAGUGAUGCUGUUGGAGCUAUGGAACAAUGGGAACCAAUCUUUCAAGAUGGCAAAUUGGCUUUGCUGAGUAACAUCGGUUGUUUCAUGUCCGUGGCAAAUGACGACGAUGAUAUAAUAUGCGAAAGAACAACAGCUGGGCCUGCCGAGAUUCUGACUAUACGUAGUUUGUCCCAGCGUAUGGAGGAUUCGAGCAAAGAUGUUCCGACAGAAGAGCGAGGUUCUCUAGCAGAAGUUGAAAUAAAUUACGUGCGGAAGUUCCAAAAGUUUCAAGACAAAAAACUGAGGGUAAAUGUGGAGAAUCACACUCAGCUAGAGCAGGCUAAGAACGAAGGAACUCUUCACGAAGCACUGCUCGACCGUCGAAGUAAAAUGAAAGCUGAUCGGUACUGUAAAUAAUUUCAUAUAAGUACCAUUGCUCAUUCUUAUUCCAGUUAUGUUUUAUAAAACACUUCCCGAUAAAUUGACCAAAACGUUGCCAUAGUUUAUUUAUCAUCUUCACCAACUUUGAACUCCAUCACGUUGUGUAGAAUACUAUCUCACAAACAGUCGGAGGGAAAGAUUUGAUGGUUACGGGAAAAGGGUGAAGCUAAUUCUAGCGAGUGACAGAUAUUAUGAUAAAAAUUGUCAAUUUUCAAAUCGUCUAAAGCAUAAUGAAAAUUUCUUUAUUUUCCAACUGAACCAAAUCCUGAAUCAUGAUCUCGGAUCAGGCCUUUGUAAUCAAAAAAUAUGAAGUUAUAUCGACGAUCGUUGAAUAGCGCUAUGUGAAAACAGUUUUGUGACACAAAAAAAAGAAACAAAAAUUCGCACGUAACAACUUUCUAUGAUUUUUUUUUUUUUUAAAUU
Athalia rosae (coleseed sawfly) is the source of this 1369-nucleotide messenger RNA. RefSeq names its product protein FRG1 homolog (gene FRG1). Gene Ontology annotation, molecular function: actin filament binding. The transcript is spliced from 5 exons. NCBI's taxonomy places the organism in Eukaryota, Metazoa, Arthropoda, Insecta, Hymenoptera, Athaliidae. Gene Ontology annotation, cellular component: catalytic step 2 spliceosome; nucleolus; striated muscle dense body. The record is from RefSeq and is a predicted model, not a curated record. The coding region runs from base 140 to 922 and encodes 260 amino acids.